Penicillium vulpinum is the source of this 447-nucleotide messenger RNA. Its product is annotated as resistance to Congo red protein. Gene Ontology annotation, cellular component: intracellular membrane-bounded organelle. Lineage: Eukaryota; Fungi; Ascomycota; Eurotiomycetes; Eurotiales; Aspergillaceae. The record is from RefSeq and is a predicted model, not a curated record. The coding region runs from base 1 to 447 and encodes 148 amino acids. The transcript is spliced from 3 exons. Gene Ontology annotation, biological process: vesicle-mediated transport.
AUGACAGUCCUAUCCGCUCGAUAUUGUAAUGGUUACUAUGAUGACUGCUAUUCCACCUGGGACUCUUGGGGUCGCUGGGUAGCGUUCGCCGUGAUAGUCGGAGUAGCGUUCUUACUUUUCUUUGGGUUCGCAUGCUUCAACGCACGCCGCCGCAGAACUCAUGGCCAACGUCCUAUCACAGGAACCGGGUGGAUGGCUCCUCCCCCAGGACCUCCUCCGCCAAAUCAACCCAUCUACCAACCUCCCUACGGCGACCCUUACUAUCAGCAAAAUGCGCCCCCACAAUACAGCCCAAAUCCUCAGCACCAUGGCUACUUCGGUGCUCAGAACGCUUCACCACAGCAGCAAGGCAUCGAGUUACAGCAGCCUCAAAAUGCAUACGGUGUCAACUCACCUUAUGCGCCGCCUGCUGGCCCGCCGCCACCACCCAACGGCAGCAAGGUCUAA